CACAACCCAACUACUCAGAUACGUACGCUUAAAGUCGAAACUGAGUAUACAGGAGGAGGAGGAGGAGAGAGAAACCAAACCAAACCAUGGAUAGGAUGUUUUCAGUGGACGAUAUUGCGGGCCACUUUUGGUCACCACCGCCGGCCGCCGAUGAAGAUGACUCAUCUUCCUCAUCCUCCGCUUCAAAGAACCGGCCAACGCCGCCGCCGAUGAUGAAUCGGAGCAUGUCUGAGUGGCAAUUCCAAUGCUUUUUGCAAGAAGCAUCGGUACCCAAGGAAUCUUCCUCUUCUAGACCUAACCAUGUUGUUGAGAUCAAGGAUCAAGAUGAACAAGUUCAGGAUAAGAAUAAUCAGAAGAAGGAAGAAGGUGCGACGACGUCGUUUGGUGGCUCCGGAGUUGCUGGUCCGGUCAAUGUUCCCGAUGAUUCCGAGGAGUAUCAGGCGUAUUUGAAGAGUCGUUUGAAUCUCGCCUGUGCAGCUGUUGCUUUGACUAGGGCAUCUUCUGUAAAAACUCAAGAUUUUGCUACUAUACCUGACAAUGGAUCACAAGCCUCUAAUACCUCACAGUUGGGAUACCAGGCUCCUUCUAAAGUUGACCCCAAGGGAGCGGGUAAGGAUGGCGGUGCACCUGUCGAGAUCCCUUCCUUGCCUGUUAUUCCAAAGAAGGCUGCAAUCCCGGUGAAAUCAGCAACAAGUGGCUCCUCACGAGAACUAUCGGAUGACGAUGAGCUUGAAGGAGACACAGAAACGACUCAGAAUAUGGACCCUACUGAUGCAAAACGUGUUAGAAGAAUGCUGUCGAACAGAGAAUCGGCUAGACGUUCAAGAAGAAGAAAGCAGGCUCAUUUGACCGAGCUUGAGACACAGGUUUCUCAAUUACGGGUUGAAAAUUCUUCAUUACUGAAGCGGCUCACUGACAUAAGCCAAAAGUACAAUGAAGCUGCUGUUGAUAAUAGAGUGUUGAAAGCCGAUGUUGAAACCAUGAGAGCAAAGGUGAAGAUGGCUGAAGAAAGUGUCAAAAGAAUAACCGGGUUUAACCCAAUGGUUCAACCCGUAUCAGAUUUAUCGACAAUGGGUCCCAUGCCAUCGUAUUCUUGUAGCCCAUCUGAUACAUCUACAGACACUGCCGUUCCUGUGCAAGAUGACAUGAAGCAACAACACUUCUACCAGGGCCAACCACCACCACCACCACCACAACCCGCCACCACCAACCACCACAUACCCUCUACACGGGUGCCCAUGGUAAACCUCCCGCCGCCAGUCGAGCAUGUUCAACACCCAAACCCUGUGAUGCAAGAAGUGGGAGCACAAAAGAUGGGUCGAACUGCUUCUAUGCAACGAGUGGCCAGCUUGGAACACUUGCAGAAACGGUUCCGUGGAGAUGUUGGUGGGACCACCCAAGGCGGUGGGGACCGCUAGUAUGAUAUGGUUGGAAUCUAGCCGUAACUGAAAAAAUACUCAUCAUUUUUAUGUGCAGUGGCUUCAUGGGAUAGCCUAAUUUUGGAUUUGUAUUGUGUCAAAAACCAGUUGGUGUUCUGGUAUUUGAACUGUGCAUAUCUGUUCUCGGCAUUGAAUGUCUUGUUCUUAAUUAACAAUUGAAACACGGAAUGUGAACAAUGGAUGUUAUGUUUUUGUACUUCUUGUU
Molecule: messenger RNA, 1644 nt
Organism: Helianthus annuus (common sunflower)
Lineage: Eukaryota; Viridiplantae; Streptophyta; Magnoliopsida; Asterales; Asteraceae
Product: light-inducible protein CPRF2
Exons: 6
Coding region: 87-1418 (443 amino acids)
Biological process (GO): regulation of DNA-templated transcription
Molecular function (GO): DNA-binding transcription factor activity
Source: RefSeq, a predicted model, not a curated record